Rhodofomes roseus is the source of this 1474-nucleotide messenger RNA. RefSeq lists its product as uncharacterized. The transcript is spliced from 3 exons. The record is from RefSeq and is a predicted model, not a curated record. Bases 64 to 1176 code for a protein of 370 amino acids. NCBI's taxonomy places the organism in Eukaryota, Fungi, Basidiomycota, Agaricomycetes, Polyporales, Fomitopsidaceae.
ACUACACAUGCUCUCCCAUGUUCAACUCCAUGUCCCAUUCCAUCCACUCAUAACGAUACCACUAUGCCGGGCCCACGAAACAUGAAGAAGAAGGCCAAGCAGGAGGCCAAGAAGGCCAGGCGCUCGCUGGGCGGCAGACCGCUUGACGACGAGCAAGACGCGCCCUCUGGGCCUCCUGCGCAGGUCGCGUAUGCGGACGACCAUGACGCGGUAUAUCCUCCAGACAACGCGCAAACUGUGGCGGAUGUUGCGUACCCGUACGAUCAGUCAGAAGUUGCAGGUGCUCCGCAAUGCGACCCUCCCUACUACCCUAUCGAAGCAUACCCCAAUGACAGUCCACAUACCGCGCCGGCUCCUUACGGCCAACCUCCAAUACCUAUCGCACAUGAAGAGCACGAAAACAUUCAUCCAUCACUUGUCAAUGAGCCCUUCAUCUACGAUCCGGGAAACGGCCCUCGCGUCCGGAACGUACCCGCGUUCCUCGCUUCCAGCUUUGCCGCGCCGCCCACCCUCGAUGACCCUCUCUGUGCGGAGUUCGCACAAGAGGAGAUGCUGGAGAUGCUAUUCUCUGUGCUGCCUGAAGAAACUGCGAUGAUCCUAUGGUACAACAAGAGCCGAAUCGGCGCGAGGGUCUGCCCUGCAUGCCAACGACUGUAUCGCUUGGGUGACGCCCUGCCAGAACAUAUGCUUGACGAAGACUCAAUACCCAAGCCCAACGAACCGAUCGCGCCCAACCUUCUCCGCGAGCAAGAGCUGAGUGGUCUCUGCUCUCCCAUGUGCUUCGUCCUCGCAGCGUUCAACUACCCCGGCGCGAUCCGCUCUGCCUGGGGCCGCAUGGCAGAAGAGCUCGACGCAGAGACGUGGGACCUCCUAGACGGCCCCGGGACGUCUGCCGUGCAGAACGAUCGCGGGCUCGGCAUGCUGCUCAAGAUGACGCGGUGCGCGGACCUCGGGCUAGGCGAGAUGUUCUUCCCGGAUGAGGAACUUCCGCCUGAGGACGACCAAGGAGACUACGAGGAAGAGUACUCGGAUGAGGAAGACUACGGGGUGGAGGUGUCGCGGUUGGUACGCGAACCUGAGAAAGUCUCGUUACCGCGGCUUGAAGGAGGGUUGGGCGUUCAACCUGCAGAGGGCGAGUUGACACGGAGUGUGAAUGUGCUCAGUCUAACUGCGUGAUCUUUGUUGUUGCGGUGCUCAUCUAUACAGCUCAUGCUUCUGCUUUCGACAGUUCUCCAUAGUUGUUCGUGGAUACAACGAGACCGGCAAAGCCCACAACCUAGGCCUUAUUCCUGCUCUGGCCCCACAGAGCAUCUUGCCGAGUAUCCCAUGUAUCGUCUGCGUUCCCAGUAUCUGCCCGUUGACUUAUUCGCGAUCUCGUGAAGUGUCCCUUCUUGAGUGGAGGCUAGUAUGGCGAUGGAACUCGUGUUCGGUUAAGUAUACUCGCCUGCGGUCACGGCGCGAUGUGGAUUUGUUC